AUGUUCUUCGUAAAGAGAAUUCUCGUCGUUUUUAAGUGUUCUAUCUUUCUUUCGUUAGCAGCAGCAGCAAGUAUAGUAACACUAAUUUUCUUGUUUUCCUUUUCCAUCUUUCUUUUUUUCUUCUUUCUUUCUUUCUUUCUUUCUUUCUCUCUUGUUUUUAUCCAUCUUUCAUUCUUUUACAUUUUCUUUCUUUCUUUCAUUCUUUUUCAAUCUUUUUUCUUUCUUUCUUUCCUUUCUUUCUUUCUUUCUUUUUUAUUUCUUUUUCCAUCUUUCAUUCCUUCCUUCUUUCUUUUUUUGUUUUCCUUUUUGCAUCUUUCAUUCUUUUUCAUUUUCUUUCUUUCUUGUUUUCAUUUUUCAUCUUUUUUUUCUUUCUUUCUUUCUUUCUUUCUCAAUCUUUCAUUUUUUUCAUUUUUUUUCUUUCUUUCUUUUUCAGUCUUUAAUUUUUUUUUUCCAUUUUCUUUCUUUCUUUCUUUCUUUCUUUCUUUCUUUCUUUCUUUCUUUCUUUCUCCAUUUUCCCAUCAACCUUUCUUCCCGCUGGCUUUUGCUCAUGGCUUUGCUCUCAUCUCCCUCCCUCUACCUCCUCUCUUUCAAUUUUUUCUCUGUAUUUUACCCCAAAGUCUUCAUCUUACCUUCGACACUUUCUUUGCUUUGGACUUUUAUGCCUAUUAA
Molecule: messenger RNA, 669 nt
Organism: Acanthosepion pharaonis
Lineage: Eukaryota; Metazoa; Mollusca; Cephalopoda; Sepiida; Sepiidae
Source: the annotation of a GenBank genome assembly